AGAGCACCACUCGAAUCAGACUGCUCUUAAAAUGAUAUGGCCUGGGUACCAACUAAAAGGAAAACAUCUUCCUACUCCAGACCAGAAUGCUACUAUUCGAAAGGUAUCCUGAACGCAGAUCAGCAGCACAUGGAAUAGAAAACCAAAUUUGGGCGAAGGGAGGUGAUUGGGAUGGGAUCAUUGAUGGAUGGCAAUUUUAAGAAACUGUAAUUCUUGUCUUGGCUUCUCUAUGUUGAUCCCUAAGACUUUGGUCUCGACUAUAUGGAAGUAAAGAAAACUCACGACUUCUACUGUUGUUCCCUAGUCUUCUUUAAUAUGGAUUUCAUGGACGAUUCUUCUUAAAAGGUAGAUUGGACGUGAUUUGACCUGUUUACUAGCCUGAAUAUAUGUCGUGUGUUUCAUCUGUUUUUCCCCCAUUGUCUCUGCGAGGAUCUUUGAAUAUGCCUCAAAUUCCUAAUUUGACUAGGGAAGCUAGUUUUGAAAUUUUCAAAUUUUAAUUAUUCUUGUUGAGUAUGAGGUUCCUAAUUUUAAUUUGUGUUUGAGGGACUAGAGAUUCUUAGAUCAGGGGAAUUUUAGGUUUUAUGGCUCUAUAAAUAUGAAUAUUGAGGGUAUGCGAUAGAGGUCAAACAUUUGAAGGGCACAGAUUUGAGGGUUUGUCUGGGUUGGGCAGAGAACCGAGGCUGAGGAUUUUUGUUUUGGUACUCGUUGUAGCCUAGAUCUUUGUUGAUGUUAGUCAAUUUUCAUUUUCACCUAUGGACAUGGGCCAAGCGGAAGUUCCAAACGACGCUAAAUAUUGUGUGAUUGCUGGCGGCAGCAUAUGCCUCUAACUAAAUAGAAUUCUGGGAGAUGGAUUCUAAGAUGGUCAUACACAAUGGUGGAUGUCAUUGCAGAAGAGUGAAAUGGCAAGUGCAAGCACCAACUCAUGUUAUAGCUUGGAACUGCAGCUGCGGUGACUGCUCCAUGAGGGGCAACACUCACUUCAUAGUCCCUUCUAAAAGUUUUGAGCUUCUGGGAAACUCUGAAGAGUUUCUUACAACCUACACCUUUGGUACUCACACUGCAAAGCACUUGUUCUGUAAAGUAUGUGGCAUAACCUCCUUUUAUAUUCCAAGAUCAAACCCAGAUGGGAUUGCUGUUACAUUCAGAUGCGUGGACCCUGGGACACUUACCCAUGUUGAGAUUAAGCAUUUUGAUGGGAAGAAUUGGGAAAGCUCAUACAGUCAGACGGGCAUUGCUUCGUGUUCAAAGGUUGAGACUACAGGGAUAAAUUGAUCUGUCCAUCAGAAGCAUAUAAGUUGGUUGAAGACCAAAACAGUAUCACAGAUUUUGUUCGCAUUAUAAGCAUAUAAGUAGGUUUAAGCAUACGAUAUUGGUUGGAAGUCCAUUAGAAGUGUACGUGUUCAAAUAUUGCAGGCGACAACAAUGGAAGUCUGGAAUGAAUAUUGGGUGUCACUUUUGGCCGACUGUCUUUUAUUUCUGCACUGUAAUUGUAUUAUGCAUGUGUGUUUUCACCUAAGAAAACAGCCUCUUUUUAGUGGGGCUUUGUGUUAUUUCAUUUCUGAACAUUUGGUUUGAAUCAUUAAAUUUAGUACGGUUGGAUCAAA
Malania oleifera is the source of this 1604-nucleotide messenger RNA. RefSeq lists its product as uncharacterized. The transcript is spliced from 2 exons. The record is from RefSeq and is a predicted model, not a curated record. NCBI's taxonomy places the organism in Eukaryota, Viridiplantae, Streptophyta, Magnoliopsida, Santalales, Ximeniaceae. Gene Ontology annotation, molecular function: carbon-sulfur lyase activity. The coding region runs from base 847 to 1272 and encodes 141 amino acids.